Eurytemora carolleeae is the source of this 1769-nucleotide messenger RNA. RefSeq names its product large subunit GTPase 1 homolog (gene Ns3). Gene Ontology annotation, molecular function: GTP binding; GTPase activity. Gene Ontology annotation, biological process: ribosomal subunit export from nucleus. Lineage: Eukaryota; Metazoa; Arthropoda; Copepoda; Calanoida; Temoridae. Bases 26 to 1714 code for a protein of 562 amino acids. The transcript is spliced from 16 exons. Gene Ontology annotation, cellular component: cytosol. The record is from RefSeq and is a predicted model, not a curated record.
AAAUAUUUCCUAUUUCAGAUAAAGAAUGGGUAAAAAAGGUGGAGGUAACCUGGGUCGGCAGCUGACUAAAAGUCAGACUGCUGUUAGGAAGGUGGGGGGUAGAGCACCAGUAGGAGAGGGGUACCUUCACACUGCAGAAUUACAGGAUGGUUAUGACUGGGGAAGAAUGAAUCUGAAAUCAGUAACUGAAGAAGCCUCGUACAUAGACUUCCUCAAUACAGCAGAACAGGCCAGAACUGAUUUUGAUGCUGAGAAGUGGAAUGUAAAACUAUUAGAUGCUCAUACAAGACAGGUGUAUAUCGACACUUCAGAGAAAGCAAAAGGAGAAGGACGAGUUCUAUCAGCUGCUGAACAGAUCUUAUCUAUACCCCGGAGACCGGACUGGAAGGGAUUAACUCCAACAGAGCUCAAGGAUGCAGAGAACGAUGCUUUUCUGGAUUGGAGAAGAAACUUGGCAGAGAUCCAAGAAGAAACCGACACAAUUAUUACACCUUACGAGAAGAAUUUAGAGUUUUGGAGACAGUUGUGGAGGGUAAUUGAGCGAAGUGAUUUAGUAAUUCAGAUUGUAGACUCCAGAAAUAUUCUUCUUUUCAGAUCUCAGGAUCUAGAGAAGUACGUGAAAGAAGUAUCAAACUUAAAGAAAAAUUUAAUUCUCGUUAACAAAGCAGAUUUUCUUAGUCUUGAACAAAGGCAGGCCUGGGCUAAAUACAUGACGGAGAACAUCGGGGAGACAAGGUUUGCUUUCUUCUCCGCCAUCCAGGAGGACAACCCUGUAGUGGAGGAGGGGGAGGAGGAGAACAAGGAGGUUGGGAAUGAGAAACAGGAAAAUCCCAAAGAGCCUACCCCGGUAGGGCCGGCUGUCCAGGAGAAAGUUCCGUUGGAGGCUGACUUUUCGGAUCCUUGUGAGAUUUUGACCUCGGCAAGAUUGAUAAAAUUGUUCCGAAGUUUUAAAAGAUUUGAGAAUGAAGAUAUGACUGUAGGGUUUAUUGGAUAUCCCAAUGUUGGUAAGAGUUCGACGAUUAACAAGCUACUUAACUCAAAAAAAGUUCGAGUUUCAGAAACUCCAGGGAAAACUAAACAUUUCCAGACUCUUGUUUUGGAAUCUGAUAUUACACUUUGUGAUUGCCCUGGUCUUGUUAUGCCAAGUGUAGUGGCGAGUAAGGCUGAUAUGGUUCUAAAUGGUAUUCUUGGAGUUGAUCAACUUAGAGAUCACGUUCCUAGUAUACAGCUUCUUCUGCAGCUUAUACCUACACAUGUACUGGAGUACAAGUAUGGAAUGGUAUUGCCCCCUGAACCAGCUAUACUAAGCGUGGAACAGCUUCUGAUUGCCGCGGCUACUAUUCGCGGAUUUAUGGCAAUUGGAGGUCGUCCUGAUCAGUCCAGAGCUGCCAGGAUUAUUCUCAAGGAUUUUGUGUCGGGUAAACUGUUGUUUUGUACGGCUCCACCUGGUGUUGUACAAGAUGAAUUUCAUGUUCAUGAAAGGGGUGAGCUACGUGUCUGGAGUUCAGAGGAAGCUAAAGAACAGGAAGCAAGGAGACUACAGCAGGAGAGGAAACCAGCUCAUCAGGUGUUAGACGAGAAGUUCUUUGCCAGGAUGUCAGUUGGUGCUCAUGUUCAAUCUCAGAAGAAGCUAGGAGGUCGGUUGUCGGACAAGGGGAAGAAGAAGGAAAAAAUAAAAAGGCUGUAUCCGGAGCUCGAUGCAAAACGUGCAUAACAUUUUUUCAUUGAAAAAUAAUUGGAAUCAGAUCAAUAAAAUUUUUAUUUUUGUU